Messenger RNA from Colletotrichum scovillei, 636 nucleotides. RefSeq lists its product as uncharacterized. NCBI's taxonomy places the organism in Eukaryota, Fungi, Ascomycota, Sordariomycetes, Glomerellales, Glomerellaceae. The coding region runs from base 1 to 636 and encodes 211 amino acids. The record is from RefSeq and is a predicted model, not a curated record. The transcript has 2 exons.
AUGGACCACCUCUUCAAAACCACGGACUCGGUCAUUGAGAUACUGUGGGACGUCGCGCUCGCCUUCUUCGUCGUCCGCAUCGCAUUAUCGUACUUCUUCUUCACUUUUACCGCAACAACGCUGCUCUCGUGGAUCGUCUGUACAUAUCGCCAAUACUUACGACUGCCCCUCGUCUUCGUUCAGCAGCAGCAGUAUCUCACAACCUCACAAAGCGACCCUUUCGUCUUGGCGGUGAUGCUUCUACAAAUCGUGGUAGGCGUCGUCGUUGUGCGGUACGUGGUGGCGGUCUACGACGUGCCGCGCGUGGCGUGGUUCCGGCUUGCGAUCGGAGGUCUGGCCGCGGCGUUCUUGGCCGGCGCGGAGGGCUACUCGAUUGGUUGUAUCUGCGUUUUCGCACGAAGGAGAAGAGCACGGAAGGGGCUGCUGGAUCUGGGAGAGUGGAAAUGGAUGGGUGAUGGUCGCGGCAAUGUUUGGCGGGUUAGCUGGUUUCCAUUCUUCAGCGUGGCCACCUCCCCGGGAAAAGCGGGGGCAUAUCCGGGACCCCCAGGUUACGGAUACAUCUGCCGUCUGCACCUGUCCGACUACCACCGUACCAUAUUCCCUAUCCAACCUUGCAUUAUCACUCAUCUUUUCUAG